CGCCUGUGCUUCAGCCGUCGUCCCUCAGCCGGCAGCCGCCCGCCUUUCCCCUCCCGUGCUUGCGCGUAGCCGGGCUUCGAGCUCACGGGCGCAGUCCGGGACGCCAAGGAUGGCCCUGGGCGAGGAGCCGGCCGCGAGCGCGCCGGAGGACGGGGCGGAGGAGGAGGCGCUGGCCCACGGCGGCGCCCUGGAGGCGUUCGGCGAGAGCGCGGAGACCCGCGCGCUGCUCGGCCGCCUGCGGGCGGUGCUCGGCGACCGGGCGGCCCAGGAGGGCGCCCUGGAGCGGUUCCGAGUAAUCAUGGACAAAUACCAGGAGCAGCCUCAUCUGUUGGACCCACACCUCGAAUGGAUGAUGAACUUGUUGUUGGAUUUAGUGCAAGAUAAGACAUCUCCAGCUGACCUUGUACAUCUGGCUUUUAAAUUUCUUUACAUCAUCACCAAGGUUCGAGGAUAUAAAACAUUUCUUCGUUUAUUUCCUCAUGAAGUAGCCGACGUACAGCCUGUUUUAGAUAUGUUUACAAAUCAGAAUCCUAGAGAUCAUGAAACUUGGGAGACCCGCUACAUGCUUUUACUGUGGCUCUCCGUGACCUGCCUGAUCCCUUUUGAUUUUUCACGCCUUGACGGGAACCUCCUGACUCAACCUGGGCAAAUGCGAAUGUCCAUAACGGACCGUAUUCUCCAGAUAGCAAAGACCUACUUGGUUGUCAGUGACAAGGCCCGAGAUGCAGCUGCGGUCCUUGUGUCCAAGUUUGUCACACGGCCCGAUGUCAAGCAGGAGAAGAUGGCAGGUUUCUUGGACUGGAGCCUGCACACCUUGGCCCGCUCCUCCUUCCAGACCAUCGAGGGAGUCAUUGCCAUGGACGGCACACUCCAGGCCCUGGCACAAAUAUUUAAGCAUGGAAAACGUGAAGACUGUUUACCCUAUGCCGCCACCGUUCUCGAGUGCCUGGAGGGCUGCCGGCUGCCCGACAGCAACCAGACCCUGCUCCGGAAACUUGGGGUGAAGCUUGUGCAGCGGCUGGGACUGACAUUCCUGAAGCCCAGGGUGGCGACGUGGAGGUACCAGCGAGGCUGCCGCUCGUUGGCCGCUAACUUGCAGCUCUGCGCCCAGAGUCAGAGCGAGGCGAAGACGCACGUGGAGACCCCCGACAGCGACGGAGACUAUGACAUCCCCGAGGAGGUGGAGAGCGUGAUAGAGCAGCUGCUGGUCGGGCUGAAGGACCAGGACACGAUCGUGCGGUGGUCUGCGGCCAAAGGAAUCGGCAGGAUGGCUGCGAGGCUUCCCAAAGAGCCGGCGGAUGAUGUGGUUGGGUCCGUGUUGGAUUGUUUCAGUUUUCAGGAGACGGACAACGCCUGGCACGGUGGCUGUCUGGCGUUGGCGGAACUGGGCAGGAGAGGCCUGUUGCUCCCUUCUCGACUCGAGGACGUUGUCCCUGUGAUCCUGAAGGCGCUGACCUAUGAGGAGAAGCGGGGUUCCUGCAGCGUGGGCACCAAUGUUAGAGACGCCGCCUGCUACGUGUGCUGGGCCUUUGCACGUGCCUAUGAGCCCCAGGAGCUGCAGCCCUUCGUGGCUGCCAUUUCCAGUGCUCUGGUGAUCGCCGCGGUGUUUGACCGGAACAUAAACUGCAGGAGAGCGGCGUCUGCUGCUUUCCAGGAGAAUGUGGGGAGACAGGGCACGUUCCCUCACGGAAUCGACAUUUUGACUGCAGCCGACUACUUUGCUGUUGGCAACAGAGCUAACUGUUUCCUGGUUAUAAGCAUGUUUGUUGCCGGCUUUCCGGAGUACACGCAGCCCAUGAUAGACCACCUGGUGACCAGGAAGAUCAGCCACUGGGACGGGGUCAUCAGAGAGCUGUCUGCGAAGGCUCUGCACAACCUGGCCCAGCGAGCUCCUGAGUACAGCGCCGCUCACGUGCUUCCACGUCUGCUGUCCAUGACGCAGAGUCUGGACUUGCACACGCGGCAUGGAGCCGUGCUGGCCUGUGCAGAGGUUGCCCGUGGCCUGUACCGACUCGCGGUUCAAGAGGGCAGGCCCGUCGCAAGCUACCUGGAUGCAGCUGCCGUGCAGGGCCUGAAGCAGAUUCACCAGCAGCUCUACGAUCGUCAGUUAUACAGGGGUCUAGGAGGAGAACUCAUGAGACACGCAGUGUGCGUUUUAAUAGAAAACUUGUCCCUUUCCAAGAUGCCUUUUAGAGGUGACGCCGUAAUUGACGGGUGGCAGUGGCUGAUAAACGACACGCUGAGAAGUCUCCAUCUUACUUCAGGCCACUGCAGACAGCAGGUCAAGGAAGCGGCUGUCUUGGCCCUGGCUGCUCUCUGCAACGAGUACUACGCCCUGGAGACCGGGGAGGCGGACCCCGCCAGGCAGGAGGAGCUGAUCCGGCAGUACCUCGCGGACCUGCGGAGCCCGGAGGAGAUGGCUCGCUGCGGCUUCUCGCUGGCCCUGGGCGCCCUCCCGCACUUCCUCCUGAGAGGCCGGCUGCAGCAGGUGCUGGCGGGCCUGGGAGCCGUGACGGCCAUUUGCCCUGAGGACGUGAGCUUUGCCGAGUCCAGGCGGGAUGCUUUGAAGGCGAUCUCAAGGGUUUGCCAGACGGUUGGCGUGAGAACAGGAGGAGCCCCAGAUGAGGUUGUGUGUGAAGAGAACGUCUCCCAGAUUUACCGCACGCUGCUGGGCUGUCUGCGUGACUACACCACCGACAGCCGUGGGGACGUGGGCGCGUGGGUCCGCGAGGCCGCCAUGACCGGUCUGAUGGACCUGACGCUCCUGCUGGGGCGGGAGCAGCCAGAGCUGAUCGAGGCCAGUGUCUGUGAGCAGGUCAUGUGCCGCGUGGCCCAGCAGGCGAGUGAGAAGAUCGACCGUGUCCGCGCACACGCCGCGCGCGUGUUCAUGACGCUGCUGCACUCGGAUGGGUCCCCCGUCCCUCACGUGCCCCACCGAGGGGAGCUAGAAAAGCUCUUCCCAAGAUCCGACGUGGCCUCCGUGAACUGGAACGCGCCAUCGCAGGCCUUCCCUCGCAUCACGCGGCUCCUGGGGCUGCCGGCCUACCGCUACCACGUCCUGCUGGGGCUCGCCGUGUCCGUGGGUGGCUUGACCGAGUCCACGGUCCGGUACUCGACGCAGAGCCUCUUUGAGUACAUGAAGGGGAUUCAGAACGACCCACAGGCCCUGGAAGGCUUCGGGGGGACCCUCCUGCAGGUCUUUGAGGACAACCUUCUGAAUGACAGGGUGUCUGUGCCGCUGCUGAAGACGCUGGACCAGAUGCUGGCCAACGGGUGCUUCGAGCUCUUCGCCGCGCAGGAGGACCACCCCUUCGGUGUGAGGCUGCUCGCGCUUUGUGAGGAGGAGAUCAAGAAGUCCAAGGACGUGCAGAAACUGCGGUCGAGCGUCGCCGUGUUCUGUGGGGCGGUGCAGUUCCCGGGCGGUGUGAGGAAGAGGGCUCUCCUGCGGCUGUGCCUGCUGCUCUGCCACCCGUUCCCUGUGAUCCGGAAGACCACGGCUAGCCAGCUGUACGAGACGCUGCUCACCCACAGUGACAUCGUGGCUGAGGACGUCCUUGAUGAGGUCAUGACUGUGCUGGGCACCACCGCCUGGGACGCGGAGCUCCCCCUCGUUAGAGGCCAGCGGAACCACCUGUGUGACCUCCUCGGCGUGCCCAGACCUCAGCUGGUCCCCAAGGGAUCGGGUGCCCUUGGACGGAGGACCCCCAGCCGUGAGCCUGGCGUCCUGCUGGCAGAACACGGGGCCGACUGCGGUCGUCCGGGCAGACCCCAGCCCUGGUUCCAGCUUCGUGAGAGGUGAACCGCAGGCUCCUGAAGGGUCCCCCGAGGAGGCACUCCAGACUCUCGCUCCCCUGCCAGCUCACACCCACGUCUAGCAUCGUGCUCCGCUGGGCGCUGGGCUCUGGCGGCCUCGGCUCGGAGCAGAGUCCGCGUGUGUCCAUCUCCGCGUCCGGGGGGCGGAGAGGCUGCAGCCACCCCUGCCCGCCCCCACCCGUCUUCUCGGGGUUGUGCGGCGUUGCAGGCAGUGGCCCGGUGUGCCCGUGGGCUUCGGUCUGGGCCACUGUCCUGAUGUCCUGACCGCCACUUAGAGAUGCUCUUUGUAAGGCGGCGCGGCGCCCUCAAGUCUGCUCCAUCCCUGGGAGCACAGCCGCUCGGGAUUGCUGUUGUCGUUGACACCUUUUUCCUGUUUUCUUCCGUUUAAGUGGGACCGGGUCUGGUCUGUCUGGAUCUCACCUGCGUUCCUGGAGCGUGUAACGUGUGCUCCGGGGUCCGUGGGGCUCCCGCCCGCCCUGUUUCCGGUCUGACCUCACGCGUCUGGUCCGCGCGUGGACUCAGGCGGGUUUAUUCUGCCUCUGGUUCUCCCAGUGGCCUCUCCCUCCCCGUGUCCGCUCUUCAGUCUCUCCCCCUCUGGGCGCCCACAGUCCGGCCGUUCCUUCUGGGCAGUGGCUGUGCCCGCCCGUGUCGGGCCCGUGGGCGGCUGCGGCUCUCCGGGUG
This is a messenger RNA of Neogale vison (American mink), 4494 nucleotides long. It is a transcript of the gene TBCD, whose product is annotated as tubulin folding cofactor D. The record is from RefSeq and is a predicted model, not a curated record. Gene Ontology annotation, cellular component: lateral plasma membrane. The coding region runs from base 110 to 3799 and encodes 1229 amino acids. NCBI's taxonomy places the organism in Eukaryota, Metazoa, Chordata, Mammalia, Carnivora, Mustelidae. Gene Ontology annotation, molecular function: GTPase activator activity; beta-tubulin binding. Gene Ontology annotation, biological process: tubulin complex assembly; post-chaperonin tubulin folding pathway; adherens junction assembly. The transcript has 39 exons.